Rotaria sp. Silwood1 is the source of this 471-nucleotide messenger RNA. The record is from the annotation of a GenBank genome assembly. NCBI's taxonomy places the organism in Eukaryota, Metazoa, Rotifera, Eurotatoria, Philodinida, Philodinidae.
AUGGAUCAAAUGAAUAUGCCUGAAGUUCAAUAUUUAUGUGCAACUAAACCAUGUUAUCAUUUACUUCGUCGAGAAGAUAUUUCAAAAAAUCCAAUUGUUAAAGAAAAUCUUCCAUUAAUUCUUAUUAUUAUGAUUAAUGAAUUUGAACAUGCACCAGAAGCUUCUAUUCAAUUUAUUCAAGCAGUUAAACAUUAUGAUAAUAAUUCAAGUUUACUUACAACUGUUAUUAAUUCACUUUUGCUUGAUUAUCAAGAUACAUCAUUAGCUAUUCAAUUAUUAAAAGAAAUUUGUGAAACUAAUUUUGUUGGUACACAAGUUGAUAAUCCAUCUGCUAAAACAACGGCAACAUUUAUUAUUGAUAUGGCUCGACUUGCUCCACAUAUUAUUCGAACACAUAUUCAUCAAAUAUAUGAUUUAUUAAAAGCUGAAGUAAUUUUUGAAAACAAACUAAUUCUUCUAUCUUAUCUUUAA